Molecule: messenger RNA, 1768 nt
Organism: Esox lucius (northern pike)
Lineage: Eukaryota; Metazoa; Chordata; Actinopteri; Esociformes; Esocidae
Gene: tamalin
Product: trafficking regulator and scaffold protein tamalin
Exons: 8
Coding region: 169-1344 (391 amino acids)
Molecular function (GO): protein binding
Source: RefSeq, a predicted model, not a curated record
UAAGGCUCCACCCUCUGGUGAAAUUCCGUUUUUUCAGGGAGACCCCUGCUUGGACAGACAGAAGCAUCAGGUCCACUUACUUGCAACGAGCGUGAGCGAUAUUGUGGACAUAUCACGCGGAAAUUUAGAUUUAUCUUUGUUACUUCCCUCGAGCGGAGCUCAUAUAAUAUGAAGAAUAUGACGCUACGAAGGCUUAAAAAAGUUAACUCCAGUGAUCCUGCUGUUGGACUUUCGAGUCAAGACGAUAUUUAUUUUCCGUCUUCAAAGUCAGAGAGUUCUAAAACUAUGGAUUUACCAACCAAUUCCUCGGAGGUGUAUAAUUACAAGACUUUGGCUUACUCCGGCGGAACGUUGCCUAGAAACUUUAGAAAGAGUGGCGGGCUGCAGAAGUGGAAGCCCCUGGCUCAAACACCAGAGCCGCAGAGGAAAGUGGUUGUCCUGGAGAAAAAGGAUGAGGAGACAUUUGGCUUUGAAAUACAGACAUAUGGGUUGCACCACCAGGACCAAAACUCUGUGGAGAUGUGCACAUUUGUGUGCAAGGUCCAUGACGACAGCCCUGCCCAACAAGCCGGACUUAAAAUUGGGGACACCAUCGCUUGUGUGAACGAAGCCACCGUGGAUGGAUUUCGACACAAGGACAUUGUUCAGCUAAUCAGGGCCUCUGGAAACUCCAUCAGGCUGGAAACUGUAUACAGUGACAACAUUCGAAAAGCAGAACUGGAGGCCAGGCUUCAGUAUCUGAAGCAAACCCUACAUGAGAAAUGGGAUGAAUACAGAUCUUUGAUGGUGCAGGAGCAGAGGCUAGUUCACGGUAUUGUGAUGAGCGACGCCGCCAUCUAUGAGUCCCUGGAGUCUGCUGGGGUGUACGGUAGUCUGGGCGCCCCCAGCCCGGCCGCGAUGCGCGCCCUCCACUGCACCGGGAGCACCAGUAGCAGUGCUAGCCACCUGAGUGUCGCCACGGAUGACGAGCCCUUGUACCAGACUUGCCUGCCCCGGGACCACCAGGACCUCCUCAGUGCGAACGGUGACCUCGCCAGAACCACCGGCGGCUCAGAGAAAGGGCAACGGGAAGAGGAGAGGCCCCCGCAGGGUAAGCAGCGGCUGAUCCGCCCCGCCAGUGAGCUGUUCACCUCGGCCAAGACCCACCUGACCCGCAGUGCCAGCACGCGUAGCUACCUGCGUGGCUCCAACAACAACCCUCCGGUGGCGCCCGUGCAGAAGGCUCAGUCGGGGGGGUUCAGCUCGCUACAGAGGAAACCCAAACCGAAGAGCUUCCGCCGGCGCCUCCUCAAGUUCAUCCCCGGAUUGAACCGGCCGAUGGAGGAGGAGGAGAGCAAGCUAUGAGAGCAAAGACUGAACGCCCAGAGACUCUUUCUGACCCAAAGACUUAACGUUGGAUCUGACUCUUAACCAAAGAUUUGAAAUUGUGCCAAAGAGAGUGAAACCAAAUGCACAAUCCGUCCUUUUUCUAUGUUUAGAUAACUAGUCAUGUGGCCCAGUGGAGCCCGUGGUUCUUUUGGAUCUAAAGCACACUCCAGGUUUAGGAGACACCUGUCCUGUAUAUAUAAUGUACCUUAUUUCUGGAUUUCAUAAGUUAUUUAUUUAUUUUUUUGUAAGUUUGGAUUGAGGGAUGUUUGUUCUGUUUAUUUUUUGACAGUUACAAACAAAUAUCCCAUCGCAUUCAGCUUUUUGUAAGAGACAUAUUUGUUACUGUUUUUGUACUGUUCCCGUGUUGUCUUGGUAAACCUAAAAUAAAUAAGUGACGUUU